AUGAAUCCAAAAUUUAAAAUAUUGUCUUUUUAUUCAAAACAAUUAACUAUUUAUUCUCUGUCGUUCCAGGAACAUCCGAGCUUACGCGGUACGCCUUUGGCGAUGCUUGCGGCGCAGUGCAACAAACUUUCCAGUAAAUCACCUCCACCGCUAGCCGAUGCAGCCGUUGGCAAGGGGUUUCAUCCAUGGAAGAAAAGCCCAGGAACGCAUUCCCCACCCGGUGCCGGCGCAGCACCGCGCUCUCAACCCCCAACUUGUAAUCCAUACGGACGUGGACCUACAUCAUGCGCAGCUGCGCCCUCGUAUGGCAACGAUCUCUACUUUCCGUCGUCCGGAGACCAGCUACUCGGUAAAAGUGAAUCUAGUGCAAGUCUAGGCUCAAUGUAUUCGCGCCAUCCCUACGAGUCGUGGCCUUUUAAUGUCGGUGGCGGAGGUGGAACAGGUGCUCUAAAAGCGGCUGAAAUGAGUGGUGUCAGUACUGUGGGAAGUACGUGGUGGGAUGUACACAGCGGUUGGCUAGAUGUCGGCGGACAAAUGGCUAAUUAUGCCGGUCAAGAUUAUUCUCAGUUGACUCAUUCCUUAUCGGGUGGUGCACACUUAUUACCACCUGCACCUCAUCUGUUACAAGACGCUUAUAAAUCUGUGUUGCCUACACAAGGAUCAUUCGGUCUGCAUGGACCAGGAUCGCCGGCACCUCCCGCUCAAGCACCUUCUCCUAGAUCACAGCGCCGUUACGCCGGGCGAGCAACAUGUGACUGCCCAAACUGCCAAGAGGCCGAAAGGCUGGGGCCAGCUGGCGCACAUCUGCGAAAGAAAAAUAUACAUAGCUGUCACAUUCCCGGCUGCGGGAAAGUUUAUGGAAAAACAUCCCACCUGAAAGCUCAUCUGCGUUGGCAUACUGGAGAGCGACCUUUUGUGUGUAAUUGGUUGUUCUGUGGCAAGCGGUUCACUAGGUCUGAUGAAUUACAAAGACACUUAAGAACACACACAGGCGAAAAGAGAUUUGCGUGUCCAGUAUGCAAUAAGAGGUUCAUGAGAUCAGACCAUCUCGCUAAGCACGUUAAGACACACAAUGGGGGAAAGAAAGGAAGUUCAGACUCUUGUUCAGAUUCGGAGGAGAAUAGUCAGGGAGAAGGUGGUGCGGGAGGAAGGUCGCCAGAGCACGGGUUAGAUGUGAAGCCGAACUCGUUGGUGUGA
Molecule: messenger RNA, 1197 nt
Organism: Arctia plantaginis
Lineage: Eukaryota; Metazoa; Arthropoda; Insecta; Lepidoptera; Erebidae
Source: the annotation of a GenBank genome assembly